UUUGCAUCAACUCGUUAUCCACCCAAGCCAUAAUUGCUCAGUGUUGUAAUCACGCUACAUUUUCGUAAGAAGUGGAGGAGGAAAUAUGAAAAGCUGUGCAGGAUCAUCACCAUCAUCCUCAUCAUCAUCAGAAGAAGAAGAUCUCUUCGAAUGCGAUGCCUGCGUCGAAGGAAGGUCGGCCUUCCAUUUCAGCACCGCCAGCGUCAGCACCGAAGAAGACCGUCGUGCUAUCCGACCGGUACGAAGAAAAGCCUCCCUUCGGAACGGGCGCCUUCCAGUUCCACAUCAUAAUGACGCUGUCCCUCGCGGCGGGCACCUUCGCGCUACACUCGAACAGCUUCAAGCUGACGGCGACUGUCAUGGACCACUGGUGCAGGCGGCCGGCCCUCUUCGAGAACCUCAGCGUGGCCGAAUGGAAAGAGCUCGCCAUCCCCGUGGACGAGCGUGGAAAGCACAGUCACUGCACCGUUCGCGACCCGCCUGGCGCCGGGAGCGCGGCUCGCAUCGUGCGCUGCACGUCGUGGGAGUUCGAUCUUAGCGCGCACGGCAACAACAUCGUGAGCCAGUGGAACCUGGUGUGCGAUCAGCGCUGGCUGAUCGCAGUCGCGUGGCUCGUACACUCGGCCGCCUGCAUGGCCUCACUGCCCUUGGCGGGCGCGUUGGGAGACUGCAUCGGUCGCCGGAUCAUCGUGUUCAUCACCGUGCCGGUGGUGCUCAUAGCGGGCGUCGCGAGCAGCAUCCCCAACACCUUUCACUCGUUCGUGGCCGUGCGCUCCAUCUUGUCGGCGGCCAUCAGCGCCCUGGUGCCGCCGCUGGUCGCUCUCGUGUACGAAGUGACGCCCAUGCAGAAGAUGCCGGCGUACAGCGUGGCGAGCGCAGCGCUGCUGGUGGUCGCGUCGCCUGUCGCGCUGUUCGUCACGCGUUUCUUCAAGGCCGGCUGGGCAGCGGUGCAGCUCGUGCUGAUGGCGCCCGCGUGCCUCCUGGUCGCCAUAUACUACACCGUGGACGAGUCGCCGGCCUGGCUGAUGGAGAUCGGCGACCCGAAGGAAGCCGAGCGAGUCGUGUUGCGCGCGGCCGCCUUGAAUCACGUGCCUCUGGACGCGAGAGACGACUUGCUCGGGCAGUACGAGCAGUGGAUCAUCGGCCAGCAUCCUCGGGAAAGAGCCGAAUACCGCGGUGCGUGCAGCGACAGAUACAGGGCGCGCACUACUCUGCUGGCGUGCAUGUGGACGGCUCUGGGCUACUCGUAUGGCACGUGCGUAUCGAGCGACGUCGUCCACGCCAGCGACAUCGCCAACUUGCUGAGUCACCUCCUGUCUGGCGUCGCUUGCGUCCUGGCCGUCCCUAGUGUGCUUCGAUAUGGCUUCAGGCGCGUCGUGCUCGUCUCGGCGUUCGCGUUCAGCGGGAUGUCGGCGCUCCUGUUGGCUACCGAUGGAGGCGACGAGGAAUCGUUGCUUCGCGACGCUCUCCUGCUCAACUUGCGCGUGGCGGGCAACGUGGCCUUCACGUUCUUCUUCGCCCUGGCCAUCAGGUCGUAUCCAGUCGUGGCGCACUGCAGGGCCGUCGGCACAGGCCUCGCCUGUUUCCUCCUCGGCAGAGUCAUGGGCAAUAUAGGCCUUUCCUUGAUCAGCGGGCUGAGCACCGACCUGCAGCUCUCCGUGACGGCCGUGCUGAUGGCGACCUUUGCAGUCGGCGUAGAGUUCCUGCCGAGUGAAGUGGACUGGAGGAGCCAGGCCUGCUCGAGUGCUCACAGCAGGUCCAGCGUUCAAUCCGCCGGCGAGCUGAGGCGCACCCUGUUCGACUCCCUGGUGCCACUGCCCAAGGAGCCUGUCAAGUGGCGCAGCGCCCAGUCACGCUCGAGGAGCCUAUCCUUGCCAGAACAGUACUCCUUGCGCCUAGGAGAAACGUCGAGGUCAAUCAGUGGCGAAUAGACGACGCAUCGGCUACUAUCCCGACUGUGCUGUCCUCUAGCAUGUUUUUUAUUGCUUACUUUAUUUGCCUUAAAUGUUCAAUAUAAUGCGUUGAAACAUGCCGUUUCAUGUUGUUCAAAAUGUUUUGUUUGCCCUAUGAGGAAAACUGGCGAUUUUACCAGAUUUAUUGAUUU
This is a messenger RNA of Dermacentor silvarum, 2104 nucleotides long. RefSeq names its product solute carrier family 22 member 7. NCBI's taxonomy places the organism in Eukaryota, Metazoa, Arthropoda, Arachnida, Ixodida, Ixodidae. The record is from RefSeq and is a predicted model, not a curated record. Bases 156 to 1931 code for a protein of 591 amino acids. Gene Ontology annotation, cellular component: membrane. The transcript has a single exon. Gene Ontology annotation, biological process: transmembrane transport. Gene Ontology annotation, molecular function: transmembrane transporter activity.